AUGACAGCGUUUCACUCCUUAGUGUUCAGAGGAAUAAAAAAUUUGGUAACAAAUACAGCCCCAGCUACUACAGCUAAUGAAGUUACUAUUCCUGUACCCAUUGUAAAUAACGAAGGCACUUAUGCUUAUAUAACUGUUAAAGGUUCUUUACAUGAUCGUUCUUGUUCUGUUUUUGGUUUGAAUGACACCGAAAUACAGGCGCUAUGGAAACGUUUCGAAAACAGUGUUAAACCCGUGGUGAAUGGUAUUAUGGUAUCAGCUUCUCAUCUUGUUAUUCUAAAUACCUUGGCACAAUUGAGCUAUAAAGUUGUUUGCAGUUGUGGAAAAGCUGAAAUCUGUUGGACUAUGCAACGUGAAAUCUAAUA
This is a messenger RNA of Lucilia cuprina (Australian sheep blowfly), 365 nucleotides long. RefSeq lists its product as uncharacterized. Lineage: Eukaryota; Metazoa; Arthropoda; Insecta; Diptera; Calliphoridae. The record is from RefSeq and is a predicted model, not a curated record. Bases 1 to 363 code for a protein of 120 amino acids. The transcript is spliced from 2 exons.